This is a messenger RNA of Astrephomene gubernaculifera, 1607 nucleotides long. Lineage: Eukaryota; Viridiplantae; Chlorophyta; Chlorophyceae; Chlamydomonadales; Astrephomenaceae. The record is from the annotation of a GenBank genome assembly.
GGCCGGAGUGACCCAUGGGUCGCAGCACCUGCCCGCGACUGCAGGCAUGGCGGGCGCAGAAGCAGCAGCUGCGGCGGCCCCUGGCCCACUGCCGCCGCCACAGCAGCAGGAGCAGCAGCGCCCCAAGCAGCUCCAGCAUCCCGCGGUUCCAGAGCUGCUUCCUGGUGCCCAGGAGCGGAGGGAGCGGGAGCAGCGACAGCUGGAGCAGCAGAUGGAACAGCCGCAGGAGCAGCAGGAACAGCACCAAGUACCGCUGUUAACACCACAGCCGCAGCAGCAGCAGCAGCAGGAGCCACGCAUGGGCACCGCAGCCUCACCGCAGCAGUCCUCAAGGGACGUGCGACGCGCGCUGCGGCGACUGCGGUUCAGUCCCCAGGGCAGCAUCCUCAAGUCGGUACCCUUGCGUGGGGGUACGGCAGGUGUCACAGAUGCUGUGGGCACCGGCUGCAUGUCACCGUUGCCACCGCUGCUGGGGUCACCUGUUGGGCUGCCGGCAGUGGCGACGGGCCUGGCGCUGGCGGCAACGAUGACGCCCCUGCCGUCCCCAGUAUCUCCGGUCCCUUCCCUGGUUUCACCGAUACCGUCCCCAGUAUCUCCUGUCCCUUCCCCAGUCUCUCCGAUACCGUCCCCAGUAUCUCCGGUGCCUUCUCCAGUGUCGCCGAUACCGUCCCCGGUUUCGCCAGUUAUGUCCCCGGUAUCGCCACCGCCGCUGGAAACACCCCUGACGACGGCUGCUGGGCUCGAGGCAACACGUGAGCCGCUGGGUCCAGCUUCGCUAGGUGGCGGCCGCAGAAAGGUGGCGCCGACGGCGCCGUCGGCGGCAAGGGGUGUCGGAAUGGGCAUCCCACGCGGCGCACGGCCGGUGUUGGCUGCUGUGGAGGCGCUGCUGGCACCGCAGCCGGAGCGGCUACCUCCGCCACCGCCACCGCCGCUGACGGCAGCCGGCGCCGCAACUGCGGCUGUGGCAGCUGCGGAAGAGGGUGAAGAGGAAGAAGGGGAAGACACGGGCGCAGGGGCUCUCAGCGCCCUGGCAAGCGCCGCGUGCAGCCCCGUUGGGAGCGUGUGUGAGGCGCCUCCACCGGGGGCGGUUGCGGUUGCGGGUGGGGGUGCAGCAGCAGGUGGCAGCGGCGAGGCCAGCGAGGAGGGAGAAGCCAGCCCUGGCCGCAGCCCGCGUCCCGCCCACCGCCGUACGACUCGCAGGGUUCGCAGCCGCAGCCCCCGCAGGAGUCCGGACGUCAUCAUUCGCCGCCGCCGGCAGGACAACCGCAGCCCCGAACGUCCCCGUGGCCAUGACGAGCCUCAUGGCACCGGGCACGAGGAACGAAGCCGUGGCAUGCCGAGCCCGCGACCCAUGGGUCAGAUGGGAUCGGUGGGACCCGUGGGUCGCGGCAGCGGCGGCCGCAGCCCCAUGUCCGAGUACGAGUCGGCUCUGUACCGGCUGCUGGCCGCGCACCCCUGCGGCCUCACGAUGGCGCAGAUCAGGAAGCAGCUGCCCAUCCCGCCUGCGCUGCUGCGAGGCGGCAGGCCCUUCGGCUUCAUGCGCGACCGAGCGCACCUCUACAUGCAGGUUGACCCCGACCACUUCACGGCCAACCCGGAGGGCCGCC